Molecule: messenger RNA, 2163 nt
Organism: Pleurotus ostreatus (oyster mushroom)
Lineage: Eukaryota; Fungi; Basidiomycota; Agaricomycetes; Agaricales; Pleurotaceae
Source: the annotation of a RefSeq genome assembly
AUGAAUAACAUAAUCUUAAAAACACUUAAAUUCUUAAAUAGAAUCUUUUCUUAUUUAAAUGGUAAAACAAAUACCUUAAUCAAUAAGAGAAAUUACACUGAUAGUAUUAAGAUCUCGGAAAUUGAGUAUAAUACUAAUGGAAGAUUUUACAAAUUUUAUUUAACCAAUGAACAUUUAUUAGAACACAAAGAAGCUCUAAAAGGUCUUUACAGCUCUUUAAUGAAUAAUGAUAAAUUUAGAGAUUUCGGCUUUUACAAAAUUAUAAUCAUUACAGCAAUAGUUAACAGCAGUGAAUAUAACUUCCACCAUAAUGUUUUAAUUACUAACAACACAUCUUUCGAAGAUUAUUACAAUGAAGUUAAGGAUGUGAUUAACAGUCAUUAUGGAAAAAGGGAAGGUGUUUACUUAUCAAGAGGUGUGCCUUUAUUCAAAGUUUUCGUUUGGAAUAUGGAUAGCUAUAGAAAUAAGCACAUUAAACUAACUAAAUCCGCAGUUAAAGGUAAAGUAAAUUUACCUUAUUCCAAAACUCUUAAUUCUUUUGCCUUAAGACAAACAAGAGGCUUUCAUUCAAAAAGUUUAAAAUCUGGCUUUCCCCUUGUAAAAAAUAAGUCUCUUUUUAUAAGAUUUUUCAAUAAUUUUAUUAAACCUAUUAAACCGUCUAAUUUCGAUUCAAUUUUAAAAGGUUUUGCAACCAUGGAUAUUGAAACCAUGGACUAUCAAAAUAAACAAGUUACAGUUUCAAUUUCCACAGCUUACUACCACGCAGGUUUAAAAUCUAAAAUAUUCUUAUUAGAUUACAAUUUAUUUAAAAGUGAUUCUAAUAUGGCUAUAAAUAAACUGUGGUGCGACUAUUUUAAUUUUAUUAAAGAAAAUAUUCACCUUUUUGACACAGUAUUUGUUCACAAUUUAGGUUCUUUCGAUGGCUUUUUCUUAUAUAAAGCUUUGUGUAAUAAUUAUUUUAAUCACCCAGAUUCCAUUUCUACUAUUAUCGAUGAUAAAAAUAAAUUUAUUCAAGUUAGUUUAAAAAUUAAUCCUAAACAAACAAUGGUUUGGAAGGAUUCUUACAGAAUUUUCCCUGUUUCCUUAAAAGAACUUUGUAAAGUAUUUAAAGUAGAUGGAAAGUUUUCAGAUUACAACCCUUUAUUUAACAAUUUUAACCUUUUUAAAGAUUCAAAGUUAUUAGAGGUGUUUACACAAUAUAGCUUACAAGAUUCAAUUUCACUUUUUAAAGCUUUAGAUAAAGCUCAACACAUCUAUUUCGGUGAUUAUUCUGUAGAUAUUUCAACAAUUUUAUCAACUUCUUCUUUAUCUUUGAAAAUUUUUAGACAGAAUUUUUUAAAAAAAGAAAUCCCUGUUUUAAAGGACUCUGAAGAUAAUUUUAUCAGAAGAGGUUAUUUUGGUGGUGCUACAGAUGUCUACAAAUGUUAUGGUAGCUACUUACACUAUUACGAUGUUAACUCUUUAUAUCCUUUUGCCAUGUUAAACGAAAUGCCUUUAGAAAUGAUUAAACAUCAUAAAGAUAUGAGUGAUGUAAAAUUAGAAGAUUUUUUCGGCUUUUGCUUAGCAGAAAUUUCUUGUCCAAACCAUUUAAAAAUUCCACUAUUACCCUAUAAAAAGGAUGGUGGUACCAUAUUCCCAACUGGAAAUUGGAUUGGGGUUUAUUUUAGCGAAGAACUAAAAGAAGUUGUAAAACAUGGUUAUAAAGUGACACUAAUUAGGGGAUACGAGUUUAGCAAAGCUAAUUUGUUUAAUGAUUACAUUCAACACUUUUACAAUAUUAAAAAAUUCUCUUCCGGCCCUGAAAGAUUCAUAGCCAAAAUGCAUUUAAAUCAAUUAUAUGGUGUUUUCGGUAGACGAAAAGACAGCCUUCAAACUAAACUAAUUCUAAAUAGUGAAGUGGGUCCCCACUUAGCUAAAUAUAUAGUAAAGAGUAUAAUUGAAAUAAAUGAGUAUGCUUCAGUGUUAUUAAUUAAAAACAAUGUUAAUUCUAAGAUUAUUCAAAAAUUGAAUGCUUUCUUUGAAACUGAUUUUAUUCAUCCUUCGCCUAGCAUUUCUUUAUUUAAAGUUUUUGUUUGAAAUAAAGAGAAUCUCAAAAAGAAAAAAAUAAAAAGAACUAAAACCAUUAUAAAAAAAAAGUUUUUCUCUCCUGUUCCGUUCCUGUAA